AUGGAUUCCAAUUCUGACCCCAACCCGUUCCGAACCGUGGCAGAGAUCCUCGCGGCAGAUUCCCGGCCUGCGGUCUCUUCCCUCACGCCUUCCCUCAUCCGUCUCUACGCCAUCCUUGCACCAGCUUGCCUCGUCGUCUGCGCGACGAAUGGCUACGACGGUUCAGUCCUGACCGGACUCCAAGGCGUAGCUGCCUGGAACCAGGAGUUUGGGAGUCCCAAAGGAGCUCUCUUGGGGAUCACCAGCGCAGCCUACCCCCUCGGCGCGAUCCUUUCGACGCCAUUCUCGGCCAUCAUCUCCGACCGUUUCGGACGGAAAUGGUCUAUUCUCAUAGGCAGCUGCAUCAUGAUCAUCGGCGUGCUGAUACAGUGCCUCAGCCACUCCAUCGGGCUCUUCAUCGGGGGACGUAUUGUCGUCGGGUUCGGCAUCACCAUGGCCCUCGCUGCAGCCCCUGUGCUGAUAUCCGAGCUCGCACAUCCCCGACACCGCGUCCUCUUCGGUUCUCUAUACAACACCAGCUUCUAUCUUGGCGCCCUGACGGCUGGAUGGGUUACCUUUGGCAGCUAUCGCAUCCCAGGCUCUUGGGCGUGGCGUCUGCCAACUAUGCUUCAAGCGGUUCCAGCCUGCAUCCAGAUGAUAUUUGUCUGGUUUCUAGACGAGUCCCCACGUUGGCUGUGCUACAAGGACCGCGAAGAGGAAGCCUUCAACAUCCUCGUCAAGCACCACGGCGGCGGCGACCCAAACGACCCCCUCGUUCUUGCGCAAUUCCACGAGAUGAAAGUCGCCCUACAGCUGGAGAAGCAGGUGCAAGACGCGGGUCCCAAGCUCUUUCUCAAAACACCAGCCAACCGAAAGCGGCUGCUCAUUCUCGUGACGCUUGCUGUCGCCGGUCAAUGGUCCGGGAAUGGAUUAGUCAGUUACUACUUAACUCGUAUCUUCAGCAGCAUCGGCAUCACAAGUCAGCGGGAGCAGACUUUACUCAACGGAGUCAUCAGCACGGUGAACUACGCAACCGCCCUCAUGGCGGCGGGGUUGUCGACAAAGCUCGGCCGGCGGUGGAUGUUCGUCGGCGGCGGGAUUGCCAUGUGGCUGACCUUUUCGUCGCUCACAGCUAGUAUUGCCGUCUACAACACCAAAGGGACAACGGCUUCGAGCCAAGCUGCCCUGGCGUUCAUCUUCAUUUACUAUGCAGCAUUCAACCUGUGUUUGAACCCGCUUCUCUUCCUCUAUCCGACGGAGAUCCUGCCGUUCAGGCUGAGGGCUAUGGGUUUGAGCAUUCUUGUAUUCGCCAAUAAGGCGGCGUCGUUCCUGAACCAGUUUGUCAACCCGAUUGGGAUGGAGUCUCUGAGUUGGAAAUACUACCUUUUCUACGUCGGGUGGCUGCUGGUCGAGAUCGCGGUGUUCUACUUUCUGUAUCCAGAGACGAAGGGGUACAGCCUGGAACGCAUGCAGGAGGUGUUUGGGGAGGAGAUCAAAGAUGACGGGCCCGAGGAGAAGGCCUCCAUCAUCAACGAGAUGAGAGCGGUAGAGCAUAAGGAGUGA
Messenger RNA from Colletotrichum gloeosporioides, 1542 nucleotides. Its product is annotated as MFS glucose transporter mfs1. Gene Ontology annotation, cellular component: membrane. Gene Ontology annotation, biological process: carbohydrate transport; transmembrane transport. The coding region runs from base 1 to 1542 and encodes 513 amino acids. The transcript is spliced from 2 exons. Lineage: Eukaryota; Fungi; Ascomycota; Sordariomycetes; Glomerellales; Glomerellaceae. The record is from RefSeq and is a predicted model, not a curated record. Gene Ontology annotation, molecular function: carbohydrate:proton symporter activity.